GCAUCCCGCUCGCUCACACAAAGCCCAGACGCGGAGAAAAUGGCGGCAGGGGUCGAAGCGGCAGCCGAGGUGGCGGCGACGGAGCCCAAAAUGGAGGAGGAGAGCGGCGCGCCCGGCGUGCCGAGUGGCAACGGAGCUCCGGGCCCGAAAGGUGAAGGAGAACGACCAGCUCAGAAUGAGAAGAGGAAGGAGAAAAAUAUAAAAAGAGGAGGCAAUCGCUUUGAGCCGUAUGCCAAUCCAACUAAAAGAUACAGAGCCUUCAUUACAAACAUACCUUUUGAUGUGAAAUGGCAGUCACUUAAAGACCUGGUUAAAGAAAAAGUUGGUGAGGUAACAUACGUGGAGCUCUUAAUGGACGCUGAAGGAAAGUCAAGGGGAUGUGCCGUUGUUGAAUUCAAGAUGGAAGAGAGCAUGAAAAAAGCUGCUGAAGUUCUAAACAAGCAUAGUCUGAGUGGAAGACCACUGAAAGUCAAAGAAGAUCCUGAUGGUGAACAUGCCAGGAGAGCAAUGCAAAAGGUGAUGGCUACGACUGGUGGGAUGGGUAUGGGACCAGGUGGCCCAGGAAUGAUUAAUAUCCCACCCAGUAUCUUAAAUAAUCCUAACAUCCCAAAUGAGAUUAUCCAUGCAUUACAGGCUGGAAGACUUGGAAGCACAGUAUUUGUAGCAAAUCUGGAUUAUAAAGUUGGCUGGAAGAAACUGAAGGAAGUUUUUAGUAUGGCUGGUGUGGUGGUCCGAGCAGACAUUCUUGAGGAUAAAGAUGGAAAAAGUCGUGGAAUAGGCACUGUUACUUUUGAACAGUCCAUUGAAGCUGUGCAAGCUAUAUCUAUGUUUAAUGGCCAACUGCUAUUUGACAGACCAAUGCACGUGAAAAUGGAUGAGAGGGCCUUACCAAAGGGAGAUUUUUUCCCUCCUGAGCGUCCACAACAACUUCCCCAUGGACUUGGUGGUAUUGGCAUGGGGUUAGGACCAGGAGGGCAGCCUAUUGACGCCAAUCAUUUGAAUAAAGGCAUUGGAAUGGGCAACAUAGGACCCGCAGGAAUGGGAAUGGAAGGCAUAGGAUUUGGAAUAAAUAAAAUGGGAGGCAUGGAGGGACCCUUUGGUGGUGGUAUGGAAAACAUGGGUCGAUUUGGAUCUGGGAUGAACAUGGGCAGAAUAAACGAAAUCCUAAGUAAUGCACUGAAGAGAGGAGAGAUCAUUGCAAAGCAGGGAGGAGGUGGAGGUGGAGGCAGUGUCCCUGGAAUUGAGAGGAUGGGCCCCGGCAUUGACCGCAUUGGGGGUGCCGGCAUGGAGCGCAUGGGUGCAGGCCUGGGCCACGGCAUGGAUCGUGUGGGCUCUGAGAUUGAGCGCAUGGGCCUGGUCAUGGACCGCAUGGGCUCAGUCGAGCGCAUGGGCUCCGGCAUCGAGCGCAUGGGCCCACUGGGCCUCGACCACAUGGCCUCCAGCAUCGAGCGCAUGGGCCAGACCAUGGAGCGCAUCGGCUCUGGUGUGGAGCGCAUGGGUGCCGGCAUGGGCUUUGGCCUGGAGCGUAUGGCCGCACCCAUUGACCGUGUGGGCCAGACCAUCGAGCGCAUGGGCUCUGGCGUGGAGCGAAUGGGCCCUGCCAUCGAGCGCAUGGGCCUGAGCAUGGAGCGCAUGGUGCCCGCAGGCAUGGGGGCAGGCCUGGAGCGCAUGGGCCCUGUGAUGGAUCGCAUGGCCACCGGCCUGGAGCGCAUGGGCGCCAACAACCUGGAGCGCAUGGGCCUGGAGCGUAUGGGCGCCAACAGUCUCGAGCGCAUGGGCCUGGAGCGCAUGGGCGCCAACAGCCUGGAGCGCAUGGGUCCCGCCAUGGGCCCGGCCCUGGGCGCUGGCAUUGAGCGCAUGGGCCUGGCCAUGGGUGGUGGUGGCGGUGCCAGCUUUGACCGUGCCAUCGAGAUGGAGCGUGGCAACUUUGGAGGAAGCUUCGCAGGUUCCUUUGGUGGAGCCGGAGGCCAUGCUCCUGGGGUGGCCAGGAAGGCCUGCCAGAUAUUUGUGAGAAAUCUCCCAUUUGAUUUUACAUGGAAGAUGCUAAAAGACAAGUUCAACGAAUGUGGCCACGUGCUGUAUGCCGACAUCAAGAUGGAGAAUGGGAAGUCCAAGGGGUGCGGUGUGGUUAAGUUUGAGUCGCCAGAGGUGGCUGAGAGAGCCUGCCGGAUGAUGAAUGGGAUGAAGCUGAGUGGCCGAGAGAUUGAUGUUCGAAUCGAUAGAAAUGCUUAAGCAGUUGCCUUUUUUAAACAUCGAUACCAGACCUCUGAAUUUGUAUUUUUUCUUGUUAACCAUUUUAAUUUGUUGGCUGGAUGUAUAAAGAUGUUUAAAAAAUUCAGUUGCUUUUUGGGGUAAUUUGAAUUACUUUUUUAAUGACUGGGAUUCCAUUUGACUGUUUGCAUUGAGAUUGCAAUGUGCGCAAUUUUUUUUGUAGUUGUGGCAUCUUGUUGACAUCGAAUAUGACUUUGAUAAUAAAUACCAGUUCCUGAAA
Lagenorhynchus albirostris (white-beaked dolphin) is the source of this 2491-nucleotide messenger RNA. It is a transcript of the gene HNRNPM, whose product is annotated as heterogeneous nuclear ribonucleoprotein M. Bases 40 to 2232 code for a protein of 730 amino acids. The transcript is spliced from 16 exons. Gene Ontology annotation, biological process: regulation of mRNA stability involved in response to oxidative stress; alternative mRNA splicing, via spliceosome. Gene Ontology annotation, cellular component: post-mRNA release spliceosomal complex; cytoplasm; nucleus. Gene Ontology annotation, molecular function: mRNA binding. The record is from RefSeq and is a predicted model, not a curated record. Lineage: Eukaryota; Metazoa; Chordata; Mammalia; Artiodactyla; Delphinidae.